AUGACGUUCUCCGGUCUACCAGUAAGCGAACCCGCUGACGCAGCUAAGUUUGCGAAGUUCCAAACUCUAAUCGACAAGUAUAAUCACGACAAAUGGGCUCAGAUGGAACGGUUUGAUCCCGAGUUUUACCGUCUAUGCCAGGAAAGGAUCCCCAGCGCAGCGGAACUGGACUCGGAGCCCAUAGACGCACGCUUAUUUGUCACUAAGCCGGGACUCUUGAGUGACUCAGAGCGGGAGAUUGUAAACGAACUCACCAUCGAUGAUCUACUGCGCAGGCAAUUGUCAAGAGAGCUGACCGCUGAGCAAAUCGCAAGAGCCUAUAUCAAAUCGGCCAUUGUCGCCCAAUUCGCGACAAAUUGUGUGAUGCAGUUUCUGAUUCCCAGCGCUUUGAAGAGGGCUAAGGAGCUGGAUGAGUACUUGAGGGUGCACGGCGUGCUGAUGGGGCCUAUGCAUGGCGUUCCGAUCUCCCUGAAAGAGCAGAUGGGAUACGAGGGACAGCCCACUACGGCGUCGUAUGUCUCGCUGAUCGAGAACGUCGUCAAGAGGAGCACGGUAUCGAACCAGAUUUUCUACAAGAUGGGAGCCGUGUACCACGCGCGCACUAGCCAACCUCAGACGAUUAUGCAGCUCGACACCUGGAACAAUAUCACUGGAAGGACAAGAAACCCAUGUUGCACUAGGCUCUCGCCCGGCGGGUCCUCCGGCGGCGAGUCUGCUAUGGUGGCCAUGCACGGUUCUGCCCUAGGAAUUGGCAGCGAUAUUGGCGGUAGCGUCCGCUGUCCAGCGGCAUUCACCAACCUGUUUGGACUCAAACCAACCACCAAGAGACUCUCUUCGAUGAACGGUGUGUCGGGCGGGAAGGGACAAGAGUCGAUCCCCUCGACAGAGGGCCCCAUUGCCAGGUCCAUCGAAGAACUCGAACACUACAUGAACGUGUACGUCAACCAGGGCAAACCAUGGACGUACGACCCCAACAGCUUGCCCAUCCCAUGGGACACCGCCGCGAGCGCGGGACCAAGACCCCGUAUCGGAGUGCUCUUUAGCGACAACCUCGUGACCCCGUACCCUGCCAUCAAGCGUGCCAUGACACAGAUCGCCAAGCGUCUCGAGUCCAGCUUCGACAUCGUCGAUCUCUCAGACGCCUGGUUCACCGAACAGGAAAUGCUCUCCAUCUACCGCACCAACAUCUCCCUCUACACCGCCGACGGCAACAGAUCCCAACUCGAACUCCUUCUCCCCAGUGGCGAGCCCCUUCUGCCCCUCACCGAGCAUUUCCUCAACUUUGGCGGCGGCAAGGAACUGUCCAUCUACGAGAACCGCAAACUCAACGUCCUCAGAGACGCUGCUAGACUAGCCAUCUUCGAAAAAUUCUUCUCCCGCGAAGCGCCAGCCAGUCUCCAACUGGACUUCAUCCUCUCGCCGGCCAACGUCGCCCCCGCAGAGAUCCCAGGCCAGAGCAAGUACUGGGGCUACACCUCGCUCUGGAACCUGACUGACUACCCAAACGUCGUCUUUCCCACCACCUACAAGCAGGACCCCCAACAGGACAUUCUUAUCUCCGCGAACUCCCUCAAGGAAAACGAGUUUGAAAAAAUGGUCUGGUAUAAGCAAGACGGUACCACCAUCAGAUACAACCCUACUGCCUACACUGCUGCUCCGGUAGCAUUGCAGCUCACCGGUAUGCGGUUCCAGGACGAGAAAAUCGUCUCCGCAGUUAAGAAGAUCUCCCACAUCCUCGGUAUCACUAGAAGAUAG
This is a messenger RNA of Torulaspora globosa, 1755 nucleotides long. RefSeq lists its product as uncharacterized. NCBI's taxonomy places the organism in Eukaryota, Fungi, Ascomycota, Saccharomycetes, Saccharomycetales, Saccharomycetaceae. The transcript has a single exon. The coding region runs from base 1 to 1755 and encodes 584 amino acids. The record is from RefSeq and is a predicted model, not a curated record.